This is a messenger RNA of Exophiala mesophila, 2088 nucleotides long. RefSeq lists its product as uncharacterized. The transcript is spliced from 3 exons. Lineage: Eukaryota; Fungi; Ascomycota; Eurotiomycetes; Chaetothyriales; Herpotrichiellaceae. Bases 33 to 1937 code for a protein of 634 amino acids. Gene Ontology annotation, molecular function: alpha-1,6-mannosyltransferase activity. Gene Ontology annotation, cellular component: endoplasmic reticulum membrane. The record is from RefSeq and is a predicted model, not a curated record. Gene Ontology annotation, biological process: protein N-linked glycosylation.
GGUGAAUUUACACUCAAUCAGCACCUGUCACAAUGGUCAAGCUCGAGGGCUGGCAUCUAUCCUAUGUCAUAUUCCCCCUCUCCAUCCUUGUUCACCUCUACAUCUCCCCAUACACCAAAGUCGAGGAGUCCUUCAAUAUCCAAGCCACCCAUGACAUCCUCACGUUUGGUGUCCCAACCAAGAAUGUCCAUCUUCGACUCAAGGCCCAGUAUGACCAUAUGACAUUUCCCGGUGCCGUCCCGAGGACCUUUGUCGGGGCUCUCAUCCUGGCAUCGAUUGCGAGGCCAUUUGUGUGGUUAGCCAACCUCAAUGACCAAGAGCAACAAUUCUUGGUCCGUGCCCUGCUUGGGCUCUCCAACUCAUUCGCUUUGAUCGUUUAUACUUCUGGGGUAAGACAGUCGUUCGGCAAAGCAGCGGCCAAAUGGUUUGUCUUCCUCCAGGCCAGCCAAUUCCAUAUCAUGUACUAUUCCUCCCGGACCCUUCCAAAUAUGUUUGCAUUUAGCAUCAGCACCAUCGCUCUUCGAUUCUUUCUCCCAUCUCCUACAUCAACAAUGUCCCCUACAAAACGAACCCGGCUCGCACUCUACCUCCUCACCUUGGCCACCGUUGUUUUCCGAUCUGAGCUGGCUUUACUGCUCGCCGCCCAUGUUAGCUACAUCCUGUUCCGGUCCAGCACAAUCGCCAAUGCUGUCUCAUUGGUGCGAACGACAUUUAUCCCUGCGAUCGCCGCCGCCAUGGUCGUUGGGCUCUGUCUGACCGUGUCAAUCGACACCUUUUUCUGGCAGUCCAAAUCACUCCUAUGGCCUGAAUUGGCAUCCUUUGUCUCCAACAUCUUUCCUUCGGACCACAGUCUCGGAGCCUCUGCAUGGGGUACUUCUCCAUGGCAUUGGUACUUUACAUCAGCCAUUCCCCGUUUGGUCCUCAAUCCCCUUUUGUUGUUGUUGAUCCCUUAUGGCAUGACAACGCCCGUGGCAUCUUCUGUCGCCCAUUCCCUCACCCCUUCACUGGUAUACAUUGUUCUAUACUCGUUCCUCCCCCACAAAGAGACACGGUUCCUAUUCCCCAUUGUACCGCCGCUGACAGCCUCCAUUGCUAUCAUCGUCGGCCAUAUCACAACCCGAAUUCCACAAUCUGACGCCAAAAAGCCCGUCAGCGCCAUGACCAGCAUUGCCAACACCCUUGUCUCCGACAUCCUAGUCAGUAGCACCGUCCUAACUGCUCUCGUCUCCCACCUUGUCCUGCUGCCACUUUCAGCUCAAACAUACCCCGGCGGCCACGCUGUAUCGCUGUUGCACACUAGCGUCGAACACCAAGAACCCACCACCGGUCAGCCACAAAUACACGUACACCUAAGCAACCUCGCCCUACAGACUGGCGUCACACAUUUCCUGACUCCGGCAUACCCGUUCCAACAGACGUCUUCAUCCCGUCCCCUGCUCACCAUGCCAGGCUCGGCCGACGGCAGCAAACCCCCACUAACAUUUCCAGCGCCCAUGCGCCGCACACGGUGGAUCUAUGACAAGACCGAUGACGAAACGUCGUUACACACGCCGGCGUUCUGGAAUCAAUUUGACUAUGUCGUGGUCGAAGACCCCGCGCUCGCCAUUGGAGCCUGGGAUAUUGUGAGCAGUGUGCCUGGCUUAGGCAAGAUGCGCCUUCUCGCGCCCGACGUCGGUCGAGGCCUGCUGGUCUUCGAUGGAAGCCAAGGCGACGACAAGACCAAGUUUAGGAGAGGUGACGACGGACUAGCCAUGCUUGUCGCCGAACUAUACGGGCAAGGGCCCAAGUAUCUCUACGGAGUGGUACACGAUCUACUGAGGGAAGGCUAUGGACUUCCCUCCCCUUUCAGUUGGACAUCCGGCUGGUGGCUUCAUUGCAGUCUGGAGCCAAAGCUAUAUAUCCUCAAAAAGUCACAGAGUGGAAUCAAACCAGCGUGAACGUCGUACCAUUUUGAAUGACAAAAGUUUGCGUCUUGGAUUGGAUAACAACUGGGACAAUCUUUGGUUGCGAAUUUCAUGAUUUGAUUGUGAUUCCCAACAGGUAGGAACUGACUUCAGGAGUCAGGCAUCUGUCAUUCGUAUAUAGAAG